UGACCACAGUGUAUUGCUCCUUUUCUUCGUCUCUUUUUUUUCACUUUUCUAUUUUGUCUCAAUUUUUCUGUGGAUUUUAUUUGUAUUUAACGAUCCAAUAACCGUUUAUUAUCAUGUGGGGAUGAUGAAAUUUUGCUGAUAUGAUGUUUCAAAUUGUUAAAUAUACUCUGUUGGGUUUAUUUGUGUAAUUAGUCUGUAGUGACUCUUAUUUUCCAAAUAAAAAAAGAAGUAUUAACUCUUUGUCCCUUUAAAAUCUCGGAACACCCAAAAUCUCAGCUUCGUUAAUUCAUACAUGAAAUUCACUCUGUACCUUUGCCUGUUUCCCACCUCACUUCGAUUCAAGAAGUAGCCUCCCAAUCAAUGUUGGGUGGUUUAUACGGCGACCUUCCGCCGCCGUCGUCCACCACGGAGGAUGAAAAACUCGGCAACCCAUCGACCACUGCAGUGUGGUCAAGUAGCGCAAAGAUGGCUCCUCCCACGCUCCGAAAGCCGGCGUUUACUCCACCGCCUUCUAUUAUCCGAUCUCAAGCCAUCCUCAACAAACCCAAACCCACCAAAACCCUAACCUCCUUACCGGCAGAAGACGCACUGCCGGGGCCACCGCAGGCGCUGCAACCGGCAUUGGUGGGGGUGACGUCAUCUGUGGUGGAGGAAUACGACCCAGUGAGACCGAACGACUACGAGGAGUAUAAGAGAGAGAAAAAGAGGCGGGCGAGAGAGGCGGAGUUGAAGAGGGAGCUCGAGAGGCGGCAGCAGGAGGAGGAGAGAGAGAGGGAGAGGAGGGAGAGGGAUGAGAGAGAUAAUAAUAAUAGUAGCAGUAAUAAAGUUAGUAUUUCUGGGGAGGAGGCUUGGAGGCGGCGAGCCGCCAUGAGUGGUAGUAGUGGUGGGAAUCACGGCGGCCCGCCACCUCGUUCCCCUUCCCCACCGGGUGGGAGUGCGGAUGGGUUUGCAAUUGGGAAGUCGGAUACGGUUGGGUUGGGGGUAGGGGCUGGAGGGCAGAUGACCGCGGCACAGAGAAUGAUGGCGAAAAUGGGGUGGAAGCAAGGGCAAGGGUUGGGGAAGUUGGAGCAAGGAAUUACUACUCCUUUGAUGGCUAAGAAGACUGAUAGGAGAGCUGGGGUUAUUGUCAAUGCCAGUGAGACUAAGCAGCAGCAGCAGCAACAACAACAACAGCAAGAGAAGAAGGUGAAGAGUGUCAACUUUAAUGGGCCUCCUACCCGAGUUUUGCUUCUCAGAAACAUGGUUGGUCCUGGUGAGGUAGAUGAUGAUUUGGAAGAAGAGGUUGGAUCUGAGUGUGCGAAGUAUGGAACUGUUACUCGGGUUCUUAUCUUUGAAAUCACGGAGUCCAACUUCCCAUCUGAUGAAGCAGUGAGAAUAUUUGUGCAGUUUGAGAGGUCCGAGGAAACAACCAAGGCUCUAGUUGACCUUGAUGGUAGGUUCUUUGGAGGGAGGGUGGUUCGUGCCACAUUUUAUGACGAAGAGAAGUUCGGCAAAAAUGAAUUAGCUCCGUUGCCUGGAGAGGUCCCUGGCUUUUGAGGAUUCUACUGAGUGUAGUAGGUUGGUCAGGAAGAUGUAUACUUUGUUUUUCAAUAUCGUGACGAUUGGGUUGGAUCGUCUUGUAAAGAAUUGUUUACUUUUAACCCGGUGAAAUGAAUGGCUUGAGGUGAUAAAUUAAUUUAUCAACCAAUUCUAACUGAGAAA
Molecule: messenger RNA, 1701 nt
Organism: Spinacia oleracea (spinach)
Lineage: Eukaryota; Viridiplantae; Streptophyta; Magnoliopsida; Caryophyllales; Amaranthaceae
Product: DNA-damage-repair/toleration protein DRT111, chloroplastic
Exons: 2
Coding region: 361-1536 (391 amino acids)
Biological process (GO): mRNA cis splicing, via spliceosome
Cellular component (GO): precatalytic spliceosome
Molecular function (GO): RNA binding
Source: RefSeq, a predicted model, not a curated record